GACCAUUCAGCCCACGUCUGUUGAUUAAGGACCAGCCUGCAGUUCAGAGACACUGGUCAACUGGAUUUGCAUAAACAGAGCCUGGGCAGUUUCUGAAACUGAGAUUUAAAACUGGCAACACUUUUACCACCCCUUUGUGUUUUUGCAAAAUCCAGGCCUUAUACCAACUUCUUGUUGCAGAAUUAUUUCUUUUUUCCUUUCAGGGAAGGGAAGUCAAACUCCUUCUCUAGGAACCGACUGGUUGAUCUGAUACAAAGUGGUGUUAGAAGACCUAUUUUGAUCCAAACCAGGUGCCUGGGCUGGAUUAUUUCUAACCUGGGUCAAACAACUGAUCACAUAAUGCUUUUUUGGUUUAUGUGCUGUCUCAUGGCUGUGUGGACGAUUUCUGCCUCAGAUGAGAGCUGUUCAGAAAUUCCUGCAGUGGACAAUAGCAUAUCUGUUUCAAAGGAGGAUGGAGAACAAAUUCUGCGGACUUACUUGUGUAUCAGGGGCUAUCACCUGGUAGGAGAGAAAACCAUUUUUUGUAGUGCUUCUAAAGGGUGGAAUGCCACUUCUCCCCAGUGCCAGUGGGGCCACUGUCCUGACCCUUUCCUGGAGAAUGGCAAGUUCAGUGUCUUGCAGCCGGCGGAUGUGAAUGACACAGUCACGUUUAAGUGCAAUGAGAAUUACAUCCUCAAGGGCAGCAGUUGGAGCCGGUGCCUGGAGAACCAUACCUGGGUGCCUCCCUUUCCUAUCUGCAAAAGCAGAAACUGUAGCUCUCCUGAGACUAUAACUCAUGGCUAUUUUGAAGGAAUGGAUUUCACCUCAGGAUCUACUAUUACUUAUCACUGUGAAGAAGGGUACCGCCUGGUGGGCACACAGAGCCAACAGUGCAUUGACGGGGACUGGAGCAGCGCACUGCCGGUCUGUGAGGUGAUCCAAGAAGCCACCGAGCCAACUGCACAGGAGCAGUUUGAGAAGGUGUUUCUUGCCUUUCAGGAGACGGAGGAUCUUCGCAAAACUAUAGAGAACAUUAUGCAAAGGUUUAAGGAACAUAACUUAACAAUGGAGGAAAUAAAAUAUUCUCUGGAAAUAAUGAAAGCGAAGGCAAAAAUGUUGCCCUAACAUCAUAGCCAAGCAGACUGGGUAAUAGAAGGACACCUGUAAAUAAAAUUUCCUCUUGGUUCUGAAGUUUUAGAUUUUUCUCUCUUUGGGCUGAAAUGCAACUUCAUGGUAACCAACUGCAAUUGUACGAUGCAUGGGAUGUGUGUGUGCGUGGGUGUGGGUGUGUUGCACUCAGAAUGUGGAAUGACUGGGUGUAGGGGUUGUCUAAGACCAGCAUUAGCAACACAUUAAUGGGAAGAGGAAGGUUUAAUUUCCUGUCUGUAAGGGGGAUGGGAAGCUCAGAUCACAGCGAAAGUAUGUGCCUCACAUUUUGAUAUGAGACAUGAAUGAUGCAAAAAUUAACCCCAAAUUAUCCAAAACUUAUGAGGCAAAAAUUAACCUCUCAUUUUGGAAAAAUAGUCUCAGAACAGUUACAUCCUUAAAAUGACCAAUUGAGACAAAAGUAGAGUCAGAACUCGAACUGUCUCCUGGGUAUCCCCCACAAUCCUGUUUUUAAAGCCGGGUUUCCAAAUCUUCUGCAAGUAACACUGCUUUACCGCCUUUCGGAUGAAACUCAGCGCUGCGUAGUCAAUUUGAGACCCUGCAACACACGUGAAUAUAUUUUCUUAUUCUUUUUUAGAGGGGGAAAGAGAUAACCAUCGUAAGAUUUCCCUGUCAAAAUUUUAUGCUGAGCUGAUAUGACAAGCUUCUCCCAUCUUGCAUGCUGACCUUUACUCAGAACACAUAGGAACUCUGGGUAAAAAUGCAAACAAAAUACACAAGAGAGCUUGAGAUGGUGGAAUAUCUCCAGGUGGAGUUACAAGGGGGAGCAAGAAAUGGCCUCUCAAGUAGCCCAUGAAUAGACCCAAGACACAUACACAGAUAUCAUUAAUUCAGCAAUGAAGCAAAUAGCUUUCAGGAAAAGUGUGCUAUGAGAGCCCAUGUGGGAGGAGGCUGACUUCCGUCUUGGGAGGAGGAGGCAGGGCAAUGGUCAAGGAAGAUGACACAGUUACUGGGGCCUUUGAAAGUUAGUAGGAUGUAGAGACAAAGAUGAAGGAGAAGGACAUUCUAAGUGGAAAGAAGAUUUGAGAAAUGUAGUAGAAAGUCAUGAGCUUUUUUUUAAAUUGAAGUAUAAUUGACUUACAAUAUUAUGUUAGUUCCAGGUGUGCAACAUAGUGAUUCAAUUUUUUAACAAAUUAUACACCAUUUAAAGUUGUAACAAAACAAUGACUGUAUUUCCCCGUGCUGUACAAUAUAUCCUUGUUGCUUAUUUAUUUUAUACAUAAUAGUUGUGCUUCUUAAUCCCCGACCCCUAUCUUGCCUCUCGCUCCUCCCCUCACCCCACUGAUAAACC
This is a messenger RNA of Vicugna pacos (alpaca), 2437 nucleotides long. It is a transcript of the gene C4BPB, whose product is annotated as complement component 4 binding protein beta. The record is from RefSeq and is a predicted model, not a curated record. NCBI's taxonomy places the organism in Eukaryota, Metazoa, Chordata, Mammalia, Artiodactyla, Camelidae.